AUGCGGGCAGCAGUGGCGGUGUCGCUGUCGCUGUGCUGGCUCUGGGCGGCGGGGCACAGCCUGCCCCGGCUCCGCCUGUCCUACCGCGAGCUUUUAGGCACCAACCGCUCCAUCCUCUUCUUUGGUCACCGUGGCUUCCUGGGCUUCCGCUCCCUCUACCUGGAUGAGUAUCGUGACCGGAUCUUCAUUGGGGGGAAGGAUGUGCUCUACUCCCUACUCCUGGAUGGGGCCAGUGCAGAUGUCAAGGAGAUCUAUUGGCCACCUCGCCCUGGGCAGACGGAGGAGUGUUUUCAAAAGGGGAAGGACCCAGGGACUGACUGUGCCAACUAUAUCCGUGUGCUGCAUCCCUACAACCGGACACACUUGCUGGCUUGUGGGACAGGUGCCUUCCACCCCAUGUGCACCUUCGUCUAUGUGGGGCACCGUGGUGAGCACACCUUCAGCUUGGACCCUGCCAACGUGGAGACCGGCCGGGGCAGGUGCCCACAUGAGCCCAGCCGUGCUUUUGCCAGCACUGUCAUCGGUGGGGAGCUGUACGCUGGCCUCACGGCUGAUUUCCUGGGACGUGAUGCCGGUGUUUUCCGCAGCAUGGGGACCCGCUCUGCCCUGCGCACAGAGGUGGACCAGAGCUUACUCAACGAUCCCAAAUUUGUGGCAGCCCACUUGAUCCCAGACAACGAUGACUGGGACAAUGACAAAGCCUAUUUCUUCUUCACGGAGAAGGUGGUGGAGGCAGACAGCAAGGAGCAUGCCGUUGUCAGCCGUGUGGGGCGCGUCUGUGUGAAUGAUGCUGGUGGUCAGAGGGUGCUGGUCAAUAAGUGGAGUACCUUCAACAAGGCCCGGCUGGUGUGCUCUGUCCCUGGCCCUGGUGGCAUCGACACCUACUUUGAUGAACUGGAGGAUGUCUUCUUGCUGAGGACGAAGGAUGGGAAGAGCCCAGAGAUCUAUGCCCUUUUCAGCACUGUCAGCCACGUUUUCCAGGGCUCUGCUGUCUGUGUGUACCGCAUGGCUGACAUUCGGGAGGUCUUCAAUGGGCCCUUUGCCCACCGAGAGAGCCCCCAUCACCAGUGGGGUGCCUACGAGGGCAGGGUGCCCUACCCACGGCCAGGCGUGUGUCCCAGCAAGACCACCAACCAGCCCCGGCAGCAGUACAGCAGCACCAAGGACUUCCCUGACGAGGUGCUGCACUUCGCCCGUGCUCACCCCCUCAUGUACAAGUCCGUGUACCCCCGGCACCGCCGGCCCCUCCUCGUGAAGACUGACCUGCCCCACCGGCUGCGCCAGCUCGCGGUGGACAGGGUGGAGGCUGAGGAUGGGCAGCAUGACAUCCUCUUCCUCGGCACAGAUGCUGGCUCGGUGCUGAAGGUGGUGGUCAUGCAGAAGACGAGCUCAGCCAUGACUGAAGAAGUCAUCCUGGAGGAGCUUCAGGUUUUUAAGGUGCCUGUGCCCAUCACGCAGAUGGAGAUCUCUGUCAAGCGCCAAACACUCUACGUGGGCUCCAGCCUAGCGAUGGCCCAGGUACGGCUGCACCAGUGUGAGUCCUAUGGCACUGCUUGUGCCGAAUGCUGCCUGGCCAGGGAUCCCUACUGUGCCUGGGAUGGCACUGCCUGCACCCACUACCAGCCUUCUGGCAAGCGCCGCCAUCGCCGCCAGAAUGCCCGCCACAGCAACCCUGCACACCAGUGUCUGGACCAGAACCUGACUGUGGAUGAUUUUGAGAGUGUUGAGGAGAAGGUGCUUUAUGGGGCAGAGGACAACAGCACCUUCCUGGAGUGUGUGCCCCGGUCCCCGCAGGCCAGCGUGCAGUGGUUUGUCCAGAGGCCCCCUGAUGAGCAGCGGGAUGAGGUAAAGACGGAUGAGCGGAUCCUGCAGACGGAGCAUGGGCUGCUUUUCCGCAAGCUGCACCAGCACGACGCCGGCAUCUACUACUGCAAAACGCUGGAGCACGGCUUCACCCAGACGGUGGCCAAGAUCACCCUGGAGGUGAUUGCCAGCGAGCAGCUGGCACACACCUUCCUCCGGGGGCGAGGUGAUGAGCUCCCACACCUGCUCUGCCCCAAGUCCCGGCUGGUGCCACAGGCUCCCAAAACCUGGUUCAAGGACAUCAUGCACCUCAUCAGCUCCCAAAACCCGCGGCAGGUGGAGGAGUACUGUGCCCGCCUCUGGUGCAGCAGCCGUCCUCACCACCGCAAGAGCAAACUAGCCCAGGCCAAGCUGGUCCUGGCUGGUGUGGAUGUGGCCAAGAAGGGACGGACAGGCAAAGCCCACAGCGAGAGGAACCGUGUGCCCCGGCAAGCACCGGCCACUUAG
This is a messenger RNA of Cinclus cinclus, 2310 nucleotides long. It is a transcript of the gene SEMA3G, whose product is annotated as semaphorin 3G. NCBI's taxonomy places the organism in Eukaryota, Metazoa, Chordata, Aves, Passeriformes, Cinclidae. The coding region runs from base 1 to 2310 and encodes 769 amino acids. The record is from RefSeq and is a predicted model, not a curated record. Gene Ontology annotation, molecular function: chemorepellent activity; semaphorin receptor binding. The transcript is spliced from 16 exons. Gene Ontology annotation, biological process: semaphorin-plexin signaling pathway; negative regulation of axon extension involved in axon guidance; neural crest cell migration.